UCCGCCGCGCCCGCCGCCGCCGCCGCACCAUGCCGGGGCCCCGCGGGCUCUGCCUGCUCGCCCUGCUGCUGGGCAGCCCCGCGGCCCCGCGGCCAGACAGCGGAUCAGGGGCAGUGCUGGUCCCCGCCAGCCCAGACCCUCUUGCUGCGGAUGAGCUGGUGGACAAGAUGGUUGCUGGAGCCAGGGAUCUUGGGCAUGCUACUGCCCUCAACCUGCUGCCGGCUGCGGAGGACGGCGCUGAUCUGUCGGUGGAAGAGACGACGCUGCUGGUGCGGAGCCAUGUCCUGCCAGCACCCACUGCUGCCCCUGACACUGACACAAAACAAACUUUCCCGGUUAAGAAAAAGCCACCUACUCUAAAGCAAGUAAAUACAGCAAGGAAGCACCUGAGGCCCAAGCCCACCCUGCCAGGCCCCCCCAGGGCUGCCUCCUCAGUCAGCCCACUGGGCUCCGGCCUCCACACUGCCUCCCAAGAGCCACGUCUGCCAGCGGAGGCAGUGGCUGGGGUGGGGGACGCAGAGCAGAGCACCCCCGAGCUGCCCUGGGGGGGGCAGGCCACCACCAGCCACCCUGCACUGCAGAUCUCCCCAUCCACCCUGCCGCCGGUGGUCCCCCAGCCCUUCCCUGGCAGCGUGGGCGAUGCCAGUGAGGCUCCGACCGCAGCUCCCACCAGCGCCGCCAUUAACCAGACGAACAGUGCAGAGAGCGAGAUGCACGGCUCCGCGUUGGAAGAGAGCCAAGAAACCACCACGUCCACCAUCAUCACCACCACCGUCAUAACCACGGAGCCCACCCCGGUCCUCUGCAGCAUGAGCUUCCACGAACCCGAGGGCUACAUCGACUCCACGGACUACCCCCCGCUGCCCCUGCACAGCUACCUGGAGUGCACCUACAAUGUCACCGUCUACACAGGCUAUGGCGUCGAGCUGCAGGUGAAGAGCGUGAACCUGUCAGACGGGGAGGUGCUCUCCAUCCGUGGGGUGGACGGCGAUGCCCUGGUGGUCCUGGCCAACCAGACCCUGCUGGUGGAGGGCCAGGUGAUCCGCAGCCCCACCAACACUAUCUCCGUCUACUUCCGCACCUUCCAAGAUGAGGUGGUGGGGACCUUCCAGCUUCACUACCAGGUGUUUAUGCUGAGCUGCAACUUUCCACGGAGACCUGACUUCGGAGACGUCACUGUGAUGGAUUUGCACUCGGGUGGAAUUGCUCAUUUUCACUGUCACCUGGGCUAUGAGCUGCAGGGUCCCAGGGUGCUUACAUGCAUCAACGCAUCGAGGCCGCACUGGAGCAGCCCAGAGCCAAUCUGCUCAGCACCCUGCGGCGGGGCAGUCCACAACGCCACCAUCGGCCGCGUCCUCUCGCCCAGCUACACGGGGAACCAGUCCAGCAGCAUGUACUGCGUGUGGGUGAUCGGGGCCCCCCCGGGCCAGAAGCUGCACCUGCACUUCGAGAAGCUCCUGCUGACCGAGAAGGACAGGAUGGUGGUGUACAGCGGGGACACGAACCAGUCCGCUGUCCUCUACGACUCGCUGCGUGCCGACAGCGUGCCCUUCGAAGGGGUGAUCAGCGACGGCUCCGCCAUCAGGAUCGACUUCCUCGCGGAGGAGCCCGCAGCCGCCACAGCUUUCAACAUACGCUUUGAAGCCUUCGAGCGGGGCCACUGCUAUGAGCCCUACAUCCAGAACGGGAACUUCACCACCUCUGACCCCACCUACAACCUGGGCACCACCGUGGAGUUCACGUGCGACCCUGGGCACUCCCUGGAGCAGGGCCCUGCCGUCAUUGAGUGCGUCAACAUGCGGGACCCAUACUGGAAUGAUACGGAGCCACUGUGCCGAGCCAUGUGCGGGGGGGAGCUGACUGCCGUGGCCGGGGUGAUCCUGUCCCCCAACUGGCCAGAGCCCUACACAGAGGGAGAGGACUGCAUCUGGAGGGUCCACGUUGGCGAGGAGAAGCGGCUCUUCCUGGACAUCCAGCUCCUGAACCUCACCAACAGCGACAUCCUCACCAUUUACGAUGGGGAUGAGCUCACCGCCCGCAUCCUGGGGCAGUAUGUUGGCAGCAGUGGUCCCCAGAAGCUCUAUUCCUCCAGCCCUGACCUCACCAUCCAGUUCCACUCAGACCCUGCUGGGCUCAUCUUUGGGAAGGGGCAAGGAUUCAUCAUGAACUAUAUAGAGGUGUCCCGCAACGACUCCUGCUCCGACCUGCCUGAAAUCCAGAAUGGCUGGAAGACCACGUCACACACAGAGUUGGUGAGAGGAGCAAAGAUCACCUACCAGUGCGACCCAGGCUACGACAUCGUGGGGAGCGACACCCUCACCUGCCAGUGGGACCUCAGCUGGAGCAGCGACCCCCCCUUCUGUGAAAAGAUUAUGUACUGCACGGACCCAGGGGAGGUGGAGCACUCGACUCGCCUCAUCUCCGACCCGGUGCUGCUGGUGGGGACCACCAUUCAGUACACAUGCAACCCUGGCUUCGUGCUGGAGGGCAGCUCGCUGCUGACCUGCUACAGCCGUGAGACUGGGACACCCAUCUGGACCUCACGGCUCCCACACUGUGUCUCUGAGGAGUCACUGGCCUGCGAUAAUCCAGGACUGCCAGAAAAUGGCUACCAAAUACUUUAUAAGCGCCUCUACUUGCCAGGAGAGUCCCUGACCUUCAUGUGCUAUGAGGGCUUUGAACUCAUGGGGGAGGUUACCAUCAAAUGCAUCCUGGGCCAACCAUCCCACUGGAGCGGACCCCUGCCCAUCUGCAAAGUGAAUCAAGACAGCUUUGAACAUGCUCUGGAAGUAGCAGAAGCUGCUGCAGAGACAUCGCUUGAGGGGGGAAAUAUGGCCUUAGCCAUAUUCAUCCCGGUGCUGAUCAUCUCCUUGCUGCUGGGAGGAGCGUACAUCUAUCUCACAAGGUGUCGGUACUACUCCAGCCUCCGCCUGCCCCUCAUGUACUCCCACCCCUACAGCCAGAUCACGGUAGAAACAGAGUUCGACAACCCAAUUUAUGAGACAGGGGAAACAAGAGAAUACGAAGUUUCGAUAUAAGGACAGCAGUAAGAGAGUCUCCAGCUGCAAACUUAAUGUACUCUCAUAGAACUUCCUCAGUAACUAAUCCAGAGACCAUGUGGAGUUUGGUUGGACCCCUGGACCUGCUGUUGUCUUUCCUUUUGCCUCUUUAUUGAAGAUUUUACUGUUUUCUUCACUGUAUUUAUUCUAUUUAAACUGCGAUAGGUGUGCUGCAGAGCCCCAGGCGCAGGCAGCAGCGGGAGCCAGGGCAGAGCCUGGUCCCAGUGAGGCCAGGGUGGCAUGGGGGCUCCCGCUGUCCGCCCCCCAGGCACAGUGGCACGUACCCUGGCCCUGCCCACACCCACACAGGGGGAUUUUUGCGGUUCUGAUAUUGUUAAAAAUUAAAAAUGUCUCCAUUGCAAGAGCCUGCAGUUGAUUGCUGGGAGCUGAGGUAGGUGCAGGGUUUGCCGCAGAGUUCUGCCAGCGCUGCCAGCCCUCCCAUCCCAUAGCUCCUGGCUCCCUUCGCCUGGAGCAGGAGCUGAAGCCAGGAGCUCAGGGGCUUGUGUGCCACUGGGGCAGGGACCGUCCUUGCUGUGAGGAAGUGGAGCACGCCUCAGGAAAGCUGCCAGCCGGCGCAGAGCCCUGCUUGCCAUGCCAGGGUGCAGGGAAUGGCCUGGCAUGCACAAGGUACAUGCCGCUUUCUUUUCCCACUUUGCUUUGGAUGCUGGAGAGGCAGCGAGCCAGGACUCACAGCUCUACGGAGAAGCAUUAACCAGCGACACCCCCAGCAGCCCACUGCCUGGGAGCCGUGGGAAACCUCCCUGGGCACUGGGAGCAGAGCAGACAAUGCUUCUUUGCUCAUACCAGUUGUUCCUCAUUAGUAACACUUACCGUGACCCUUGCCAGGAAAAUCCCAGUGCCACUGCCAGGACCCUUGCCCCACUGUAGUAUCUCAGGGUAAGCAGGAUGGACUGGGCUCCCUGCCGCUGCUCCCGCUGGCUGCAGAGCUCCCCUUUGCUGCAGGAGGGUCCGCUCCCUGCCCCGUGUGUGAGCAGCUACAUCGGCACAGCACCGGGCAGAGACUAGGGCAGUGCAGCCGACCCAGCACCUCCCACCCAGACCCCCAGCAGCUCCCACCCAAAGCCCCCAGGGUUGGCACUUUUCUGGGGCUCCCAGCUAGGCAGGAGAUGGAGAGAGGCAGGGGAUGAAGGUGGAGGUUUUUUGGGGAAGGAAAGGCAGGCAGGCAGCAUGGCUGGGCUCCAGUGAGGGAGACCAGCCUGGAGGGAGCAGAAGAGGCAGAAGUCAGCCCAUCAAAGCUGGUCCCACCAUGGGCGAAGUCCAGUUUGAGCCUCAGCAUCCCCCACACUCCUUCACUGCCUUCACCCCUGCCACAGCCGGACACUGGCAGGGCUGCUCCCCAUCUGUGGGAACACAGGCCCCCAAAGGGCCAUGCCCUCCCCGGGUCACCCACGCCGCCAGCCCCCCGGCCAGGCCCUGGGGAAGGCAGCAAAGCUGCUGACGUGUCCUUGGCUGCUGGUGUCUUUCUUUUGUCCUUGUAGAACGGCAGUUGUAACCACGGGAGGCUGGUUUAGUUUCAGGAUGGUUAGUGCAACUCUGCAGUGUACAGCUGAGACUUAGUUUUUUUCCUUUAAAAACAAUGAAUGUGUGUUUGUAAUUUGUAAAGGUAAAAAAAAAGAAAAAAAAGAAAAAAAUGUGCCAAAAAUGUACUAAGCAUUUCAUUUCCCUUCAUACAUGACUGUUUUUAUAAGAACAAUGUGAAAAUUGCUGGGAUUAAAUAUUUUUGAACAUGAUAAAGUACUUC
Molecule: messenger RNA, 4821 nt
Organism: Phalacrocorax carbo (great cormorant)
Lineage: Eukaryota; Metazoa; Chordata; Aves; Suliformes; Phalacrocoracidae
Source: RefSeq, a predicted model, not a curated record